UUAGCUGUUUUUGUAAGCACAUUAACUGUAGAUCGUGUAGGCAGAAGAAUACUGCUAUUAGCAUCUAUAAUAUGUUUAGGUUUAACAACUUUUGUACUUGGAAUUUAUUUUUAUCUAUUGGAUAAUGACAUUGACGUAAAUUCUAUUACAUGGCUACCUCCGACAUCUUUAUGUAUUUUUAUUAUUAUGUUUAAUAUGGGUUUUGGUCCACUUCCAUGGAUGAUGAUGGGUGAACUUUUCGCAGCAGAAGUUAAGGGUGUAGCUGCAAGUAGUGCUUGUUUUUUAAAUUGGGUAUUAGUUUUUAUUGUUACUAAAUUUUUCAGUGAUCUUUCAAAUGCAAUUGGUAUUGGUCCUACAUUUUGGUUAUUUGCUGUAGUCUGUGUUAUUGGAAUAUUUUUUGUAUACUUCUUAGUUCCUGAAACAAAAGGGAAAUCUUUAGAAGACAUUCAAAAAGAAUUAAAUGGCUCCUAAGUAUUAUUAUUGUUUAUGAUACAUUAGUUCAAAAUUAUUUCAAGAAAGGCAAUGUAAAAUAUAUUUGUAAUAAACAAUUAAAAUUAAACAUUUUU
Frieseomelitta varia is the source of this 566-nucleotide messenger RNA. RefSeq names its product facilitated trehalose transporter Tret1-like. The annotation marks the transcript as partial. Gene Ontology annotation, cellular component: membrane. Lineage: Eukaryota; Metazoa; Arthropoda; Insecta; Hymenoptera; Apidae. Gene Ontology annotation, molecular function: transmembrane transporter activity. The transcript has a single exon. Gene Ontology annotation, biological process: transmembrane transport. The record is from RefSeq and is a predicted model, not a curated record.